UUAAACAGCGGGGGAGGCUGGUUCUGGAAAGAGACUUUGGGCUUAAAAUUGUCACUAAAUAAACGUAGGCUCUCUUCCGGUGGAUGUGGCGGAGAAGCGGGAUGUCCUUGGUAAUGAUGACGCGCUUGGUGUGGAUGGCGCGCGGGUUUUUGCUCCAAGUAAGGCCUCGCAGGCCCUCCUGCAGCUCCAUAAUCGCUGAAUGCUGAAGGCCCAGAUCAAUGUUUAAGCCGCUGAAGCUGCACGUUGAGGAUCAGCAGCACGAUUGACUUUUCUGGUAGAGGCGGAUCUCCCGCAGUGCCACGGUGGCCGGCCGGUAGCAAUACGGCUUCACGCCGCCCGUGACGGCGCGCUCUUCCGGGCUGCUUUGGUGGCUAGCUGCUUGGCGCCGGUGGACUUGCGAGUUGUCUGCCUGGAACGAGCCGUUACAAAUUCCAGGAAAUACCUGGCUGAUGGGAAAAGUGGAACCACUUUCUGCCCCUAUAUAGUCCUGUUCUGAUUGGAUAAGGCUGUAGUUUCUCAGAAAAGCUCGCCCUGGUGGCGAUGUUCACAGUCAAGCUACUACUGUUAGUUCUACCCUUUUCUCCGCAUAUCUUACCCGAAUUUGUUACUAUGGCUGUGCUUAUGCCUGUGCUGAAUAAAAUGUUUAAAUGAUGGCUCCCGAAACGGACUUUUUGAUUACCUACCUAUUUUAAAAGGCGGGCGCAGAAAUAUUGGCGAAGAGAUGGUUAGAUUAUAGAUAAUUAAGUUCUUCAUUCAUGGCAUCAUAUAAAAUGCACAGUAUGGGUCUAAAUUAAGUUCUUCAUUCAUGGCAUCAUAUAAAAUGCACAGUAUGGGUCUAAAUUUCGUAUUUCCAGUAAUGACUGCAAACAAGCAGUAUGAGGAAAGUGUAAGCCCUUUCUAUUGAAUAGUUGGUGGCUCUGAAAAGAGCCUUUGGUUUAAGGGAUAGUCUCGAGAGAGAUCCAAGAUUCUGGCUAAUUUUUCAGGUUUACUUGCCCUUAGCCUUGUGGUGGCUCUCAGUCUUCUUGGGCAGCAGCACGGCCUGGAUGUUGGGCAGGACGCCACCCUGCGCAAUGGUGACUUUACCUAGCAGCUUGUUGAGUUCCUCGUCGUUGCGAAUGGCCAGCUGCAGGUGACGCGGAAUGAUGCGAGUCUUCUUGUUGUCGCGGGCUGCGUUGCCCGCCAGUUCCAAGAUCUCGGCAGUCAGGUACUCCAACACAGCUGCCAGGUACACCGGGGCGCCAGCUCCGACACGCUCGGAGUAGUUGCCCUUACGGAGAAGACGGUGUACGCGGCCCACGGGGAACUGGAGCCCGGCUCGAGAAGAACGAGUCUUGGCCUUGGCGCGAGCCUUGCCACCUUGUUUGCCGCGGCCAGACAUUUUAAAUCUCUAGAAACAGAAACUAAAGACGAGAAAACUUUGACAAUGUAAAUUUCCCCAGCAAGUGAGGAACUGUUAUACUUGAAACCCGGAUUGUGGAUUACGGCUUUUGAUUGGCUAAAAUAAUUUUUAAGAUUGUAGCCAAUUAAAAAGGAGAACGACAGUCACAUAAUUUGCAUACCACCUUACAACCCGGAACAAAAUAGUUUAAGCUUUUGUAACACUACAUCUGCGUAGGAGCCCUCAAAUAUUACAACUGCUGGCCAUAAUAGUUUAUUAUUUCUAACCUAUAAACAUAGUUUUUAUCUGCCAUGCCUGAACCAGCCAAGUCUGUGCCUACUCCUAAGAAGGGCUCCAAGAACGCGGUGACCAAGGCACAGAAGGACGGCAAGAAGCGCAAGCGCAGUCGGAAGGAGAGCUACUUGGUUUACCUGUGCAAGGUGCUGAACCAGGUCCACCCCGACACCGGCAUCUCGUCCAAGGCCGUGGGCAUCAUGAAUUCUUUCGUCAGCGACAUCUUCGAACGCAUCGCCGGGGAGGCAUGGCGCCUGACGCAUUACAGCAACCGUUGGACCAUUACCUCCAGGGAGAUCCAGACAGCUGUGCGCCUGCUGCUGCCGGGGGUGUUGGCUAAGCACGCAGUGUCCGAGGGCACUAAGGCUGUCACCAAGUACAGCAGCUCCAAGUAAACUUGCCAAGUAACCAUCUUUACAUUUAAACCCCAAAGGCUCUUUUCAGAGCCAAAAAAUUUCUCUAAUUAAGAAUGGUAGUGUUUUUCUAGACAUUUUCGUUGUGAAAAGAUGAUGCAUGUGAAACGACUUCCAGAUCUAGAAAAUAUAGGCUUAUGCUAUAGCAAAAUUACAAAAAAGACCCUUGUGUUUUCUGCAUUAUUUUCUAUAUUGGGCUUAUUGUGAUUCUGCCUCCAAAAGUAGAAACUCCCAGCAAGUUUAGGCUGCAAGCUUGGCCCCAGUCCUUACACAGGCUGUGCUGUAAGCUGAAAAACUCCGUGGAUAGUAUGCAAAUACCCUUUCUAAGUAAUGUCAACAGCCAUCCUGUUUCCCUCAAUCAAUUGUCUCUUAGGAUUGUAGUUUCUCUUUCACAUGUUGACUUUGUUCUUUUGGCUUUCAGAACCCUAAUCCAACUAUCUGGUAUUUAUCAAAUGGCCUUUACAACUGAAUUUCCCAAUCUCAGAACUCAUGCUUUUUUUGGUUGUUGGGGACUGGUAAAAGAAGGUUUUGGUAGGGAGUUGGGAAUGGUUGCUUCCUACUCCUACAUCUUGCAGCUAUAUUUUAACUAUACUUACUCCUAAAAGUUGUUAAAUGAUUGAUAAGAAACCUUAUAUACAUACUUUUAUUUGUAAAGAGCUGGUGUGAGCUGAUGUGUCAUACGGGAGAAUGGCUAUGGUUGGAGCUUUUUUACUUGCACAUGGGCCAAUUUAUCUAAGGAAGCCUGUGUUACCUGUUUAAGGUUAAACUGGCAUAUACCACUUAUAUUUUUCCGUGAUUAUUUUCUUUUAUACUGAAUAUUCUAUGGAUUUUCAUUUGCCAUUUCUCCAUGGGUUAUUUUAUACAAUUUGUCUGAAUCUAAAAGACAUCACUUAUUGUAGCAAGUAAGUUGUGUUGUUGAUUUUCAGUUGUUAGGCAGGCAAAGGUGGGGUGUGAUAGGGUAAGGAUAGGAUGGGUUAUCCACUUUGAUUUCUUUGCCUAUUGUCAUCAGCAAGGACCACAAAUACUAUAAUGUUAUCCAUAGGAUGUGACACAAACUGUCUUUUCCCUAUCACUUCUUGGUUCCCCUCAAUCUCAUGCCAAAUCAUAUCCCUUCUCUUUGAUCUGCUCUUCAAAAAGGAUGAGACCAAAAUUCAGUUCCUUGCAAAAUGGGCCUCUCUUCAUGGGACAGCUUACAAAAUGGGAGUUGGCUUCUUUCAGAGACAAAAAAGGAGAGAGCAAGAGGAAAUCUAGAGUCCUUUUGUUGCUUAAGUAAUCUAAAAAAAUGGCAUUCUAUCACUUUUGCUAGAUUCUAUUCACUAGAAGCAAAUCAAAGCUCCAGCCCACACUCAAGGGCAUUAAUAACAGAAAGCUGGACUCACUGGGAGACAUUUUAGAUGCUGCCUGACAGAGAGACUAAUAGAAAAAGAUUGAAGUGACGGUAUGUCACUUCCAAGAUUUGAUUAUAAAAUAUAUUGCUGUUUCUGUUUGGUUCUCUCACUUUGUUGGAUCACUAGUUCUUGGAGAGCAGGCUGAGAGUCCUGUUGGUUUAAAAACUGAGGUCUUCUUUCUCUACUUCAGAUACCUCCUACCCACCAUCCCAAACCUCUUUACACUGUAUAGGUACAGGGGCUAGUAUUCUGCAAACCACCACCACUACCCCCCUUUUUUUUAACCAUAUGGAUCCCUGUUAUGUUCUUCAAUUAGGGGACACAAGGGAUGCUGGAGAGGAGGAGGUCAGAGAAGGAACUUUCUAUUCCUGUCUGUAUCACCCCAGUAAUGAUCUUUCACCCGGAAGCAGCAUUUGGUUCCAAUUUCCAGCUUACUUUCCUAUACUUCUAGAACCCGCUUCAUUUUAUUCCCUCAGAGUUCUCUCCUCCAGGCUUCUAGGCUCUAAUAACCCUAAUCUUUUCCUUUGUGCCCCCAGCUCUACGCGUGGCUGUUGCUUUCUUCAGUGAUCUCAAACACAUCAGGGUCUGGUUUUUUCACUCUUCCAAUACCUAGGUAAAUUUUAUUAAAUUAUAGUUCUUAAAAUAGGUGACAGUUUUCUGUUUUCCUUACUGGGCCAUGAAUGACACAAGGCUUCAAGCCUCCCUUGAUUUAAAGGGCUGUUACUCCUUUCCAUUUUAAAGCAUUUGUUUAUUGAACUCUCUCUGACAACACCAGACACUUUGAUUAUCAGAUGCGCCAUUGCCCCAGUCCUCAAGAAGCUCACAAUCUGGGCAGGGAUUAUGGACGUCUAUUCCCAGAGGUAAGUAAAUCAUUUAUUCUAGGACUGUGAGGUUUUUUUGUUUGUUUGUUUUGUUUUGUUUUGUUUUGGGGGAAGUUUACAGGUCUUUAGGAUAUGGAAUUUCCUCCCCUAGCCUAACCAAGCUUCCCUUUUUGGUGGUUGACCCAGUCAGGACACAUCAACUUUACAAAUAAAGAAUCCACCAGGAAAAGAAAUAUAACCUUAUGUUAGAGAGAGGAG
Choloepus didactylus (southern two-toed sloth) is the source of this 4552-nucleotide messenger RNA. RefSeq names its product histone H2B type 1-C/E/F/G/I-like. Gene Ontology annotation, molecular function: structural constituent of chromatin; DNA binding; protein heterodimerization activity. The record is from RefSeq and is a predicted model, not a curated record. Lineage: Eukaryota; Metazoa; Chordata; Mammalia; Pilosa; Megalonychidae. Gene Ontology annotation, cellular component: nucleosome. The transcript has a single exon. The coding region runs from base 1690 to 2067 and encodes 125 amino acids.